UGACUAGAUUGCAAACCGUUAUACAUUGACUUUUAUCAGAAAGCCAUACAGACGGGUCUAAGCACGUUGAUCAGGCAGUUUACCGCUUUUUCGCCUAAGACCUGCCUUUUCGCUAAUAAAACAUCCGCUCUCCACCUAACCAAGUUGCCGCUGACAUUGACUUCAUUUAGUCACUUUUGUCGAACGUUGUCAGGGGCCUUCUGCCCCACUCGCUUUGCCGCGAACUCGGCCUCUUCCAAACUGGCUGACAUGUAGGCUGAGAACUUGCGAACAUGGCUAAGGUAGAAAGCAAUAUUAAAUUUCGCUGCCAGCAUGUACUCACCGGCCACAGCAAGGCUGUCGCCAGCGUUAAGUUCGCGCCAUCGGGCAAGCUGCUGGCGACCGCUUCAGCUGACAGGACCGCGUGCGUCUGGAACCUAGAGACGGGCGCACGGGUUGCAACACUUAGCGGCCACACCGGUGGUAUUUCGGACGUCGCGUGGAACCCCAACGAGCGCUACCUGUGUACGGCCGCCGAUGACAACACCCUCAAACUCUGGGACGCAGAAACCGGCGCUUGCCUCCGCACGCUUACAGGCCACACCAACUUCGCCUUCUGUUGCAACUUCGACUUCGCGGGGCACCUGCUUGCCAGCGGCAGCUUCGACGAGACGCUUCGAUUGUGGGAUGUCCGCACCGGGAAAUGCCUCCGAGAGGUCCCGGCGCACUCCGACCCGGUUACCGCUGUGCACUUCUCCUACGACGGUUCCAUGCUCGUCAGCAGCAGCCUGGACGGCUUGAUUCGGCUCUGGGACACGCAAACCGGGCACUGCUUGAAAACGCUGUUUGAUCGCGACAGCCCGCCUGUCUCUUUCGCCGCCUUCAGCCCCAACGCCAAGUACGUGCUCUGCAACACGCUCGACAACCGCGCCCGCAUUUGGGACUACGAACGCGGUCGUACGGUGAAAACGUACGAAGGCGGUCACGUCAACAAGCAGUACUGCAUGACUUCGGGCUUUUGCAUCACCGAUCUGGGUCAGUGGAUCGUAACUGGAUCCGAGGACUGCAGCAUUUGCGUGUACGACAUGAACAGGCGAGAUGUCGUGGCUAGCAUUCCGGGCGCAGCAGGAGCCUUGGGAGAAGCAGCAGCAGCAGCAGCUGGGGCCGCACCGUCAGCUAUGGAGGUAGCCAGCGGCUCUGGUGGUGAUGCCGGUGCCGGCGGCGGCAGCAACAGCAGCGGCAGCGGCCACAUUGCCCCCGUGCUGACAGUGAAUGUGCACCCCUCGCUGCCGGUCAUUGCGUCCGGGGGGCACAGCCCGGACAACACGGCGAGGGUUUGGGUGGCGGAACGCGGCGCUGAGGGGAUGGAGGUGGCGGCAGGGGCGACCGGGUCCUAGGGGUGGGUGCGGGUGCGGGGGACGUGGUAGAACGGAGCGGAGGGAAGGGGGAGCCAGUGGUGUGGGCGCUUAUUGCAUGGAUACACGAGUAGGCGGAAGUGCAGGUGGUAAGCGGUAGGUGGCAGGCGCGAGAAGCGCUUCCAGAUGUAGGACCUGAGAGUAUGCCUAACAGCAGAAAGUUGGUGACAGAAGGAGUUAGUGUUGUUUGAAGAGACAGACAGGCGUGAGAGCGGCUCCGUCCACAGCUCUAGGGUCAAGCCAUUAGCGGGCUCUGGCUCUGACAGGCUGUGGCGUUUGGCGGGAUAACAACGGGGCUGCCCAACGGCCGCAACGGCUGUUGCUGCGGUGCACGCGAAGUGAGGGGAGCCAUGCGUGGCUUGGUUGCCUGGCUGGCUUGGAUGGCGGCAGUUUGGAGUAGCCCCUGAUGUGUUGGAAGCCCGCCUCUUGGUGUCGUCGCUUGGGUGCCGGCGCGCUAGGCGCAGUGAGGGGUCAACAGGAGCGGAGAGUGUUGGUCCCGAGUUGUUGCGUGCAGCAUCCCAGUGAGCAUGUCCUGGAUAUUACUCGUGGCCUAGCAGGGUCGGUUAGGCAACAACUUGGCACGGCGACGUGUGUCGCAAGAGCGCUGGAUUUAUUGGCAGCGUGUCGUACAAGCAUCUCCUUUCGAUAGGUUGCAGUACACGAUGUCGUACAUCGCCGUACGGUUGCCCUGCUGCCGCACGCGAGGACGUGUUGCAUGGUGGUCCGAUGUGAGUCAUGAUUGCUUUUCUGGAUGGCAGCUGCUCCAAGAUCGGAGAAGGCCCAGGCUCCUGCUACCUGGUAUGCGUGGGUUUCGGAAACCGUGCGUCAUGUUUGCCCGUCCGGGCACCCAACCCUUGGGUAAUGCAGCGUCAGCCAAGGAAGACGUAUCUCAUUUCUCAGACGCUUACAAGAUGAUCCCACAUGUCUUGCUUUGGGCUGGCAUCCGUACAGCCCGGUGCCGCAAGC
This is a messenger RNA of Astrephomene gubernaculifera, 2360 nucleotides long. The record is from the annotation of a GenBank genome assembly. Lineage: Eukaryota; Viridiplantae; Chlorophyta; Chlorophyceae; Chlamydomonadales; Astrephomenaceae.